Drosophila montana is the source of this 2703-nucleotide messenger RNA. It is a transcript of the gene fax, whose product is annotated as failed axon connections. The record is from RefSeq and is a predicted model, not a curated record. Lineage: Eukaryota; Metazoa; Arthropoda; Insecta; Diptera; Drosophilidae. The coding region runs from base 285 to 1559 and encodes 424 amino acids. The transcript has 5 exons. Gene Ontology annotation, cellular component: cytoplasm.
UUUGUUUUGUGAGCGGUUGCGUCUGGUUGGUGCGGUACCUUUUAACUGUGCGCAAAUUGUGUGGUGCAUUUUUUAAAAAACUGUCUGUAGUGGUGGUGACUCUGCGACUGCGACUCGACUGUGACUUCGUCUCUCUCUCUGUCUUUCUGUGUGUGUGCUCGUGCCCCGUAUCCGUGUAUGUGUGUGAGUGCGUGCAUUUGAACAAGGAAAAGUGUGAAGAUUUUGAAAGAAAGCGCAACUUCAAAUCGAAGAAAAAUUGAAUAAAAAGCAAAAAAGAAAAAAAAAUGGCAACCGAAGUAGCUCAAAUACCCGCUGAGGAAACGCCUGCAGUUGCCGCCGCAGCAGCAGCGACCACAGAAAAUGCUGCUGCCGAGCAGGCGGAAAAACCUGCUGCCGAGCCUGUCGCCGUUGCCGCUGCCGUUGCUGAGAACGCUGCCGCUAACAACGCCCAAGACAACAACAAAGAGGAUGCGAAGGCGUCGCCAGCCGCUGCCGCUGCCGAUGGAGCUGCCGCCGAUGCGAAGAAAGAUGGUGGCGAUGUUGCCGCUGCGCCAGCCAAAUCAGAAGCCCCAGCACAAAAGUUCAAUGUGCACAAGACCAAUUUUGAGAAGGACAUUAUCUAUCUGUAUCAGUUUUCGCGUACUCCCCUGCUGCCGUCGCUCUCACCGUAUUGCCUGAAAGUGGAGACUUGGCUGCGUCUGGUGGCGCUCAAGUACGAGAAUGUCGACCACAAGAUGCGUUUCCGUUCCAAGAAGGGCCAAUUGCCGUUCAUUGAGCUAAAUGGCGAGGAAAUCGCCGAUUCGGCCAUCAUCAUCAAGGAGCUGUCGGCCAAGUAUGAUAAGAAUUUGGAUGCCAGCUUGACCGCCGAACAGCGCAAUGUGUCCUAUGCCACAAUUGCCAUGCUCGAGAAUCAUCUCAUUUGGAUCAUCUUCUACUGGCGGGCCAAGUAUCCCGAUAAUGUACUCAAGGGCUACAAAGUGAAUUUGCAGCAUGCGCUCGGCCUGCGUUUGCCCAAUUCGAUUUUGAACUUUUUCUUCAAAAUCACAUUCGGUCGCAAGUGGUUCCAGGGUACGAAAAAGCUCAAGGCGCACGGCAUCGGUGUGCACAGCGCCGAGGAGAUCGAGGAGUUCGGCAAGAACGAUCUGAAGGUGCUCAGCGAGAUGCUCGACUGUAAGCCGUUCUUCUUUGGCGAUGAGCCGACCACCCUGGAUGUGGUCGCAUUUGCGGUCCUCUCCCAACUGCACUAUCUGUCCAAGGAUAUUGCGUAUCCGUUGCGCGACUAUAUGACCGAGAAGUGUCCCAAUUUGAUUGGACACGUGUCGCGCAUGAAGGACAAGUGCUUCCCCGACUGGGAUGAGAUCUGCACAAAGCUCGAUCUGAAUGCGCACAUUCCCAAGCCAGAACCCGAGACCAAGGAGGGCAAGGAAGGCGGCGAGCAGGAGAAAUCAAAUGAGCAGGAGGGCACCGAUGGCGACAAAAUCGAGAAGGAGUUGGAGAAGGACAAGUCGAACGAGAAGGAAUCGACCGAGGAGAACAAGGAGAAGGAGGAGACAAAGUAAAGCGCCGUUAGUUACACACAUAUAUAUACAUACAUAUAUAUAUAUACAUAUAUAUGAAGAAAGCAAAGGACGGAAGGCAAACAACACCCCCCACAUAUAUACAUAGUACGAUACUAUUACUAUAUCUAUAGUAUAUAUAUAUAUUUAUAUAUAUAUAUAUAUAUAUAUAGUAAACGCGCUGAUUAGCGCAUUGCGCUCAUAUAUAAACAUUCAACAAAUAAGGCAGAAAAUCAUUUAAAGCAUAGGACAACUGUAAAGCAAACAGGCAGAACAACAAAAACAAGUUAAGAAAGAAAAAAAAAAAAGAACGAUCCACUUUAAAAACUAAAAAAAAAAAAAAAAACCAACAAAAAAACACGUAUAUACAAUAACGUAACGUAAAAACUUUGGACAUCUUUUUUUAUAUAUAUACAAAGUAAAAAGGGGAAAGAAAAAAGCAAAACAAAAUCCAAAAAAAGAAAAGAAAACGGUAAAAACCUUUAGUAUAAAAUUAUAAAAGUUUAUACGUAUAAGAGAUGAAAACAGAGGACGAAGCAGAAACAAAAAAAGAACAAAAAGAUUAUAAAAAAUUAGUUAAAGAAACUCGAAUGAAAAGUAAAUCAAAGUGAGCGAAAGAGAGCCGAAAGGGAGAGAGAGAGAGAGAAACGGGUGAGAGGAGGUGUAGAACAACAUAAAAAUACGCAUUAACCAUUAGUUUUCAUUCAAGCGAUCUAUAUAAUACACCCAUACACACACACACACACUCACUCACUCACGCUCGCUCGACACACUCACACAGCCAUGUAUACACACACACAUACACAUUCACACACACACACACACACACACACUUGCGCAGACAUAAAUGCAUAAUGCAGCAACAAUUGCAACUCGAUGGUAUUGUUUACUCUUCCAAAAUUUAUUAAGCUUAAAGUAAAACGAAAAGAAAGAACGGUUGAAGGGAAAGGCGGAUAUAUAUAUAUAUAUAUAUAAUCGUAUAUAUAUAUGAUAUGAUAUAUGUAGCAGGUGAUGCUUAGGAUGUGACAAGGGGACGAGAUGAGGGACCGCUGCUGAUAAUUAAGUUUAUUUUUUAUAUAUAUAUGAUUGCAAAUAGUAAUUUUUUAUUCAUGUGUGCAAAUAAUUAAAUAAAAAUAUUGAAAAUUUA